Messenger RNA from Metarhizium album ARSEF 1941, 279 nucleotides. RefSeq names its product NAD(P)-binding domain protein. The transcript has 2 exons. The record is from RefSeq and is a predicted model, not a curated record. The coding region runs from base 1 to 279 and encodes 92 amino acids. NCBI's taxonomy places the organism in Eukaryota, Fungi, Ascomycota, Sordariomycetes, Hypocreales, Clavicipitaceae.
AUGGCAAACGUAGCGCAACUCCAAGUCUGGGUUCUUCAUUCUCAAGGUCGGCGAGGAAACAUCCAAGACGGCGGCAAGCUGAUCACCAUUGUCACUGCUCUCCUCGCAGCCUUUACCGGCCUUUAUACCUCAUACGCCGGAUCCAAGGCUCCCGUCGAGCACUUCACCCGCGGCGUCGCAAAGGAGCUGCAGCGUCGCGGAAUCGGCGUCAACGCCGUUGCCCCCGGGCCCCUGGAUACGCCAUUCUUUUAUCCACAAGAGUCAAGCUCUCGAGCAUGA